Messenger RNA from Vigna umbellata (rice bean), 900 nucleotides. RefSeq lists its product as uncharacterized. Lineage: Eukaryota; Viridiplantae; Streptophyta; Magnoliopsida; Fabales; Fabaceae. The record is from RefSeq and is a predicted model, not a curated record.
AUGGCAUUCUACACAGACAAUGAUCUAGUCAUUUGCCGAGCUUUUUCGUUAUCCCUGAAAGAUGAGGCACUGGAGUGGUAUCACACCCUCCCUCGAAAACAGUAUGCUACCAACAGAAGACCGGAGAUGACUCCGGCUGAGCUCGUAAACACUAAACAGGAGAAAGAUGAAACCUUGAAAGCUUUCAUGCAGAGAUACAAUGAGACGACCAGACGCGCAACGAUCGCGAAAUUCAUACGCAUUGAGGACCUUAGAAACUCCAGAAAAAGGCAACAACAAGAAAAUCCUAACAUUGGUACCAAGAAAGAUAUGAAGCGGUCGUCCAACGACUAUAAAGCUGACAGACCUCCUCGAAAGGAGUCGGGAUGGACACCCAAAUACGAUCGUUAUACUUCCCUCAACGCACCCAGAGCAAAGGUACUCGAAGAGGCACUGCUCGUAGAACUCUUCACCGUUCGGUGGAAGGCCACUCCAAAGAAUGCUGAUGGAAGUAAAGCAUGUCGUCUUCAUCUAAACAUUGGCCAUGACACCGAAGAGUGUAACAUAGUAAAAGAUGAGAUAGAAAGACUCAUCCGUUCAGGGUACCUCCAAAAAUACAUAAAGGAGAGAACAUCCACCAGAGCAGCAACCCCAGCAGGAAGGAAACCUUGCGGAGAAGUCCCGAACGAUCGCCUCAUAGGGACGACCGACGAAGACGACGAUCCCGGAGCCAACCCCGACACCCAGAAAGAGAGAGAUCGACAACCUCGAUCCAUGCCCAACAUCACUUUUACAGAUGCAAACUUCCACGCUCCUGGCCCUGAUCACGAUGACCCCAUGGUCAUCACCGUUGAGAUAGCCCGUUACGAUGUCAGGAAAGUGCUCAUUGAUCAAGGCAGCUCAGUCAAUAUCUUGUACUGA